Messenger RNA from Tupaia belangeri chinensis (Chinese tree shrew), 856 nucleotides. Its product is annotated as membrane-spanning 4-domains subfamily A member 12-like. The record is from RefSeq and is a predicted model, not a curated record. Bases 241 to 729 code for a protein of 162 amino acids. Gene Ontology annotation, cellular component: plasma membrane. Gene Ontology annotation, biological process: cell surface receptor signaling pathway. The transcript has 7 exons. Lineage: Eukaryota; Metazoa; Chordata; Mammalia; Scandentia; Tupaiidae.
GGGAGCUUCCGGUUGUCAAGGGAUGUGUUUUUGUAUUUAGUGUUGAGGCCUCCAUGCGAUCAGUUCGCCCAAUGAGAGAGUCAGACACAGCCUGUUCCUCUAGGUGUCCCUGGUUCCAGUCAGGAAAGGGCGGCAUCUCUGUGUGUCCACUACCCCACCCUUGUCCUGGGAGGCUGCAGGCUCUGCCACUAAAUACAUUCUAUUCAUUCUCUCUAAUAUCUACACCAUAUUUUGGAUAACAUGUCAACACCACACAUUGUGUUGAAAGAAGAAGCCAGAAUGUUGGGGGCUACCCAAGUAAUGAUCGGUCUGAUUCACUGUGCUCUGGGACAGCUCUGGACAUAUUUAUAUGUCAACCAUUAUGAUUUCUUUUCAUCAGUCUACCUACCUCUAGUCUUUCUAUCAGGAUACCCAUUUUGGUCAUGCAUAAUUUUUAUCAUAUCAGGAAUUUUUACAAUAGAAGUAGAGAAGCACCCUUCCCGCUCAUUGUUAAUGUACACCGUAUGGAUGAACCUAAGCAGUUUUAUCGCUACCAUAAUUGGCAUAUUUCUAAUUUUAUUUGAAAUUAUAUACUUUUUAGCAAAACAAGUAAAGGAGCAAUGGCCACAUCAAAGUGGGAUUCUGCUUACAACACAGUUGUGGAUAUUCUCCAUCUUGGAGAUGUUCCUGACAAGCAAAGUGACAAAAUGGGGAAAGAAAGUAUUUUAUACUGGCAACAAGCAUUUAUAAUGUCCGUGGCUCAAUGGGAUCUUUCUUACAUAUUAAAGAAACAAUCAUCAUGACCAGUCCAGGAAGGAAAAGUUUAUUGGUGAAGGAAGGACAGCAUCAUCGUUUUGUUCAAGAGGCUAUUCUAGAA